Molecule: messenger RNA, 3756 nt
Organism: Aspergillus steynii IBT 23096
Lineage: Eukaryota; Fungi; Ascomycota; Eurotiomycetes; Eurotiales; Aspergillaceae
Product: putative ubiquitin conjugating enzyme
Exons: 1
Coding region: 226-3546 (1106 amino acids)
Molecular function (GO): NAD+ poly-ADP-ribosyltransferase activity
Source: RefSeq, a predicted model, not a curated record
CUCUGUUGCCCCUCCGUGACCGUCUCUAUUCACCCUGCAUCGCUGGACCAGAAAGAGAAUGUAAGGGAGAUUCUGAUUUCCCCUUACUGAUGAUCUAGCUCUAGGCUGCAGUACAAGAACGGUCACUGUUCCUGCUGCAGCCUUGCGUGCGUUGAUAUCGCGCACCCCUCUUCCCCGCUACAUCUUUCCAUUUCUUUUCAUUUCUCAUAGAUUGCUUCCUUCAGAAUGCCUCGCAAGGACUUUCAGAGAGACCUAGCAAAGGCCUUAGAGCCGGGUCUCUUUGCACAUCUAGAUCAUGUGCGACCCGGGGAUGAUGAUGGCUCCAUCUACUUCACCUAUACCGCUCCGUCCGACGCUCAAACUAUUGAGCUUCAGAUAUCGGUGCCGGAUACCUCGCAAUACCCGAAAGACCACACAUACUUUGCUUUUGCGGCCACAGAUAACAUCCCGGAGGCUGUAUCGACCGCGCUGGAGAAGUUCCAGCCGGCGGAUUGCACGUUGACCGUGCAAGAAUUCCUAGAAUACAUUAGCGAGCGCCUUGACGCUGCCAUUCUGGACCUCAACUCCCAGACUGACUCCUUUGACGGGAUCGACGACGAAGGUGACCUGGACGGCGAGACGAGCCUCCUGUCCGACGAAGAAAUGGACUGGGAAGAUGACGACGAUGUGAUCUUCAGUGCACCACGAGACCCUCCGAUCGCCAUGUCGGAAUUGCGAAGCGACCUGCAAAUUGUCAAAGACUCAGGAUAUAAGAUCGGCUAUCUGGGUUAUCUAGCCGGCCCGGUCAUCAUUUCAAUCUCGUGCCGCAUCGCCAAACUUGGCAUCUCCUACGAGGCCAUGAAGGCCUGGAACGUUUCUCCUUCCGACUAUCUCGUGCUUCUCAUUCGAUAUCCCCAGGGAUAUACUCGCUUAGGUGCCAUUCUUACCAAAGCACCCACAGGGACAUCCACCAUAGAGAUGCAUGUUGGCGCCUGUGAGACGUAUAAGCCCAGUCUGGAUGAAGCUCAGAGGGUUUUCAACCCCUCUAUCGACAAGCGUCCCUCGGGUGAUGGCGAGAAGGCUGGAAACUUGCGAGCCGAGCUGAAGCCCAUCUUCAUCGGCGAUUCACUUCGAACCCUGCUCAACAAUCACUUCGUCGACUUACUUGGCUACCGACUCAAUUACGGCCACACAUGGAGGGGCGCAGAACUCUUUCUCAACGACAGCCAAGGACGGAUGCAUGAUCGGGAGGGGCAAGAACCCUUGCGGCCAGAAUACCACGUUUCUGAGAACUGGGACGAGUCAACGCCAGCGUUUCUGAAAGCCGACCAUGUCUCCGAUCCCGGCCGGAGCACAUUUUCAUUGUCGUUUCCUCUGGUGGCAAUGCAAUUCACACUGCGCCGAUUCGUGAAAUGUGUAGACUUCUGCCUCAACUGCUACUGCAAGCUUGACAAUGGAUUCGAGGCGCUCAAGCCCUAUGUUUGCUCUAAAGGGCUAUGUCUCUACCAAUAUAUGAAGCUCGGCAUGGGCCCGAGCCUCGAGUGGGAGAUCCUUUCGCAGCCGUAUGUUGUCGACAUUCUCAUCAGCCUCGCGUAUGUAAGGGCUUCAAGCGGCUAUCUCACCGACUUCCCCGGUGGUCUUGGCCUUAAGAUCCCCAAGAUGGUUGGAUCCCAGCUCCCAGAAGGGGCGUAUGCGGGGAAGUUGGACGUUGCCCGGAUGCAGCUUGAGGUGAGCGAGAAGGUAAACCUCAAACCUGGCGAUUGGAUAGUCCUAACGCAGCGGGAUAUGCCUAUUAUGCCAACGGGCACCCAAGCCCAGUGGCACUGCCGCGUUAUGAGCACCGUUUUCGCCCCGGUUUACGAGCUCGCCGAUCCGGUCCGUCAUCCUAAGUCGCCCAAACUGGAGUUAAAGCCGGAUGUCAAAUUCAUCGUGUACGACACGGAUUUCGACACCCUAGGAGAUGCACAUAAGCGGGAGACAAUCUGCAUGCUUCUGGACACUCUGCCCAACGUUGACCUGAUACGGUCGUUCUUGAAGAGCGAUCGUAAAGGGGCCUCGGAGAUGUCCCUUGCAACGUGGACUGAGCGGAUAUCUCCUCCCGCGUUAUAUGUGCUGCGGUGGAUCGUCGCGUCGAAUAGAUCCUGCAUCAUGCACGAAGAGAACCCCGAGCAUCGCGUCUUUGGUGUUGAUGGGUACAUGCAAUUUCGGUUGGCCCAAGGAGCGCCCGACAAGGAGCAUCGAUUUGUUCACGCUGUGCGCUCCGUGACAGAUCGUCUUAAUCUCACGUAUCCCACCCUGUUUGCCUGGCACGGUAGCCCACUGUACAAUUGGCAUAGCAUUUUGCGUGAAGGGUUGCAUUUCAAACAUAUGGCACACGGCCGUGCCUAUGGAAACGGGGUGUACAUGUCAAAUAGCUUCCAAUUAUCACUUGGUUACUCGCAGCGCUUCAGCCAGUCGUCCUGGCCUAACAGCUUGUUACGGGUGUCAAGUGCGAUAUCGUUGAACGAGGUGGUUAAUGCCCCCAAGGAGUUUGUCCAAUCCCAGGCCUGUUACGUUGUCCGGCAACUUGAGUGGAUCCAGCCGAGAUAUUUGUUCAUUCAAUGUCAGGACUCCUCGAAGCCUUCUGCCGAUGUCGCUCCAGCAUCUGCUUAUUACCAAGACCCUCAGCAUCGGGCUAUAGGUCCCGGUACGGCUGCCGUUGUCAUCCCUCUCUCUGCCUUGAGCAGUCGCGGGAUGACCACUGAUCGCAAUUCACCCAAAAAGAAGUCUGGUCGUGCUAGAAUAAAACUCUCGCUACUGGGUAAGGACAAUGGCGAUGACGAUAGCAACAGUGUCAUCACGCUCCCGGAAGAUCGCAUGUUACUGGAGGGGGACGUCGAGGAAGCUCUCCAGAAACGAUGUGGCGAGGGAGAUUUCGAUAAUGGCCAGCGGCAGGACUCCUCAUUGUUGACAGACUUCCGUCCUGGAUCAUUGCAGGAAGGAUCGAUCAAACUACUGGGACAACCUCAGUACGCGACCUCUCGAGCCACCAGGACCCUUCAGCAACAUUUACAAGCGACAUUGAAAGCUCAGAAGAAGGUGCCGUUGCAUGAGCUGGGAUGGUACAUUGAUCAUAACCUGGUCGAAAAUGUUUACCAGUGGAUUGUCGAGCUGCACAGCUUUGAGCCUAGUUUGCCGCUGGCUCAAGAUCUCAAGAAAGUUGGCCUCCAGAGCGUGGUGCUGGAGCUCCGCUUUCCUCCCCAGUUCCCCAUGUCCCCACCAUUCGUGCGAGUUAUACGCCCGCGAUUUGUCAUGUUCAGCAACGGAGGUGGUGGGCAUGUCACGUCUGGAGGAGCACUCUGUAUGGAGCUCCUCACCACGUCGGGCUGGUCUCCGGUUUCCAGUAUCGAAAGUGUCUUGUUGCAGGUCCGCAUGGCGAUCACGAGCACGGAUCCGCAGCCAGCACGGCUCGAUAUGCACCGCAGGGGUGAUUAUUCGGUGGGCGAGGCCGUAGAGGCAUAUGUGCGAGUAUGUAAAGCGCAUAACUGGCAGGUUCCUGCCGAUCUUCAACGCGUUUCAUGGACUUGAAGGAACGGUUAUCUUGGGGCUUAGCGAUCAUUCGUUUUGGAGUAUUAUGGCGUCUGGCUCUGUGAUUUUUUUUUGUGCUUAUAUUUUCUUUGUUAUCUGCUAUUGGCUCUCUGGUGGUAUUUCUAAUUCAUGUUUGACAUGUCGUCUCAAGGUAGUUUCCAUCUCGGCGGGCCGAAGCAAAGCGAGCAGCUGUCUUUCAAUCUAAUAUUA